GAAGGGAGGGUGGGUGGUGCUGAAGGGACAGCUCCGACGCGGCCGCGGCGGCAGCCACAGACAGAUCGCCGAGCCCAGCAGCGGAGGAGCCACUGGUCCCCUCAGCGCUGGAGAAGCCUAGCGCAGCCAUGCCCCAGGCCGCCUACGGGGCAGCGGCAGCAGCAGCAGCAGCAGCGGCAGCGGUGGUGGCGGCGGCGGCGGCUGGAGCCGGGGUAGCCCGGCGAAGCCAGGGCUCUAGGUCCGCUGCUCCGGCGGGAAGAUGAAGCGGCAGAACGUGCGCACGCUGGCGCUGAUCGUCUGUACCUUCACCUACCUGCUGGUGGGCGCCGCUGUGUUCGACGCGCUCGAGUCGGAGCCCGAAACCACGGACCGGCAGCGACUAGAGCGAAAGCAGCUGGAGCUCCGGGCGCGCUACAACCUCAGUCAGGGCGGCUACGAGGAGCUGGAACGCGUGGUCCUGCUGCUCAAGCCACACAAGGCCGGCGUGCAGUGGCGCUUUGCGGGGUCCUUCUACUUCGCCAUCACAGUCAUCACCACCAUCGGCUAUGGUCACGCAGCCCCCAGCACAGAUGGUGGGAAGGUAUUCUGUAUGUUCUACGCCCUGCUGGGCAUCCCCCUCACGCUGGUUAUGUUCCAGAGCCUGGGUGAACGCAUCAACACCUUUGUGAAGUAUUUGCUGCACAGGGCCAAGAAGGGGCUGGGGAUGCGACGAUCAGAUGUCUCCAUGGCCAACAUGGUCAUCAUUGGCUUUUUCUCCUGCAUCAGCACGCUGUGUAUUGGAGCAGCCGCCUUCUCCUACUAUGAGCACUGGACUUUCUUCCAGGCCUAUUAUUACUGCUUCAUCACCCUGACUACCAUUGGUUUUGGGGACUACGUGGCCCUGCAGAAGGACCAGGCUCUGCAGACUCAGCCCCAGUACGUGGCCUUCAGUUUCGUGUACAUCCUCACGGGGCUGACGGUCAUCGGCGCCUUCCUCAACCUUGUGGUCCUACGCUUCAUGACGAUGAAUGCGGAGGAUGAGAAGCGGGACGCCGAGCACCGGGCCCUACUGACCCGCAACGGGCAGGCAGGAGGCAGCAUCCACACCACAGACACGGCGUCCUCCACCAUCGCUGGGAGUGGGGGCUUCCGCAAUGUCUAUGCUGAGGUGCUUCACUUCCAGUCCAUGUGCUCCUGCCUGUGGUACAAGAGUCGGGAGAAGCUACAAUAUUCCAUCCCCAUGAUCAUCCCCCGGGACCUGUCCACCUCUGACACCUGUGUGGAGCAGAGCCAGUCAUCCCCUGGGGGUGGCCGCUACAUCGACACUCCUUCUCACCGCUGCCUCUGCACAGCCCAGCGCUCAGCCAUCAGUUCUGUCUCCACUGGUCUGCACAGCCUGUCCACAUUCCGUGGCCUCAUGAAACGCCGCAGCUCAGUGUGACUGGGGGCUGGUUGUGGGUCAGGCUAAGAAGCCAACCCACGCACACAGGCCUAGGAAGGGAGGAGGGAGGGCAAGGGAGGGAUAGGAAACGAUGGGCCCGCAAAGGUCGGCUUCAAAUCAUCUAUUAAAGAAAUAAGCUCCGUGUCUCUAUGUGGACAGAGGCCGUAGAGUCUAUGUGCCCACAGUCUGGGUAGAUCUGCAGGCAUGGGCCCACAGGUUUGCUCACCUGCCAUUGGUUGGUAUAGGAGUAGGGGGUGGCCAGGCUUCUCCUAAGACCUCCAACUGUGCCUGCCCCAUCAACCUGCCCAGGGCCUAGGGCCUAUGCCUAGGGGCUUCUUGCAUCCCGGACCUUUCUAUACUCUCUCCAAGCUCUGAAAAAUUCCAAGAAAUGUGAAACUUGGUGGGGGAUGGGAACCAGAAGGGGUCCAAAGGGGAAACCUUCGAUAGCCUUGGAAAUUUGAGGAGCUAUGGGCCUGGCCCUUGAGUCUCAGCUGUUCUCAGAGGCCCAUCCACCCACCGCCCCCCUGGAAUGGGACUUCUCUGUGUUAAGUGUUUGUUUGCAUCUCUAUUUAUACCUCUCAGCAUUAGUGUCCUACAGUUGUCCUAACUGUGAAGUCCUUCCUUCCCUCCUUGUCUAGGGCCGGUGACUUUUUGCUGCCCCCACUCCCCAGUUUUCCCAGCUCCCCAUCACCUCUCUCCUGCUCACAAUCUCCCUACCCCAGGCCUUUUUUUAUAUUGUUUUUGCAUGGCUUCGCAAAGAGGGAAUGUACAGCAGAGAGGAGGCAGACAAGAGAGUAAUCAAAGGGAGUGUCUUCCGGUGCUUAUGUCGGAGACCCAAGCUAGGGUUUUUGAGUGGAAAAACUCAGUCCCAUUUCUCAUAGUGGAAGUGAUCCUCAUUUCAAUACCUUCUCAACCCCCAUACCCUGCCCAUCCCUUGCUGACUCUGCCAACCAUUUCUCCUGAAUCUUUGCCUGCUCUCCUGCCCCAAACACAUACGUCCUAUAUCCACAUGUCACCAAGGCUAUUUUGGAGCAAAACCCCAAAGAUUUCAUCCAGCUCCAGGGCCCUGGGACCUGACCACUGCUACCCUUCAAAGAGCAGGCGUCUACUGGCCAGUCAGCAAGGUUUCCCAAGGUCCCUCCUCAGGUCAGAACAGCACCUCUGUAGGCAUGGGUCCAUUGGGACCUCCGCAUCUGAAGCUGCCUGUGGAUCGGGGAGCCCUCAGCGAGGGGACCUUAGUGUCUUCCAGCUUUCUUGAGGCAGAACUCCUGAAAGAUCCCCAAACCUGCAAUCAAGGAAACAGGGGAGCAGAGAACAACAGAAAACAGAGUAGAGUCCACCUUGGGCCUCUUCCCUGGCACAGAGUCCUUUAUCCUUCUCUGCCUACUUCCUACCCCGAUUCCAAUGUGGCCGAGAAGGCCGUGGUAGCUUCUGAGCAGGAACACAGUACAAAGCCAGGAGAUUUAGUGGUUCAGGGAAUCAGAGAUCUGGGACUACAGGAGGGAUAGCAGUGGAAACCUGAAAAGGAGGCAGAUUCAUCAUUCUGUUGAUGUAGCCUUUGUCUGGUGGGCAGAGUUUGGUUCUGCCUUUGCCUAGGUGGACACAUCUGCUCCCUUUAGGUACAGAAUAGAUGCCCGUCUGCCCGCUGACAGGGGAGGAAAAAUUAUUCAAGCUCAAAAUAAGCUGCCAAACAGGGAGGGGAUGUGCCCCUCCCCAGUGUGGCUGGCCUCCCUGCGGCCUCCAAGUACUGCAGGCUUUUUCAGACAUAGUUGUCCCAAUCAGUACUUUACCCUUAGAAUAGAACAAAUCUCAGCGAAUGACAGCAGUGUUGUGUGGUGACUCAGGGCACCAGCAGGUAGGAGGAGACAGAGAUGGAGCGGUCUGCUGGCACCAACAAUGACCCAAGGCACUCACAUCUAAGCAGCAUGGAACCACAGGCAUGCUGCUGACCCUCCCCCCUCCCCAGGGCAGUUGGGAUAAAUCUGGCGCUGCCUGCCCAGCAGUGAGGCUUUGUUUUUCCCUUUCUUCUGCAGAUACCCCUCAGGCUGCAUGCUCCCCUUCUGCAUCUUCUCCUCCCUUUUGGUUAUGAUUGCCUCUCUCUUCACCACCAAUCCUAAUGUUGGAGCUCUUGGCUCCAGUGAUCAAGGCCUAGGUGUGCAUUGUCAUCCACAUUCACCUCUAUGGAAAUAUUAGGUGGGAUUUGCCCGAGGCUGCACAUCCAGUAGGGAUGGCCAUCAGAGGCUGAGGACUUAUUUCUUUCAAGUUUUUGACUAUAUAUAUUGGAAGAGGCUACUGGUCUGCUUGCUACCAUAGCCUGCCCCAAAGCCCCAGGGAAAGGAAAAGAGGCAAAAGCGAUGCCACAAUCCCCUGCCUCAACCCAGACAAUCUAGUACCAACAGGUGCCUCCAGGUGUGUAGGGAGGCAGGAGGAAAGCAUCAAUCAGGAAGUUGAAGGUGGUCCACAUGAGUCCCUCAGGUCCAUGCUUAGGGGAAAAAUAAAGCUUUUGUCCCAUCCCACAGUGCAGAGGGUCAGUCUCUGUGUGUGUAGUGACUGUUACCAGGCUGGUUAUCCACAUGCCUACAGAAGAAGCAAUAAUAGAUGGUGAGGAAAGGAUUGGGUGUCUGAUGGCUACACAAGGAGAUGCCCUUCCCUCCCGAGUACCCCUGCCUCUCCCUUUGUCUCAUCUGUAAAUCUGUAGGACUGGCUGUGUCCAUCCUGUGCAUAAUCCACAGGCCUAUCCUGUGAGAUACCCACAAGUCCUUGAAAGCUUCCAGUACUCCCCAGCAGCACAGCAGACAUGGAAAACACCUUGCUUUUCUACCAGGGAGGACCAGAUACAUAGGGCCAGCAAAUUAAGGGAAAUGAUGGGGAAAAGAAAAAAAAACAUGGGAAGGGGAGUGACUACAGAAUGCCAAGGGUCCUCAACCAGUAAUGAAAAAGACAUGGAUAAGUGACGGCACCUCUCUCCUGUCCCCCUGCCCCCUCUACCUCCCUCUCCUCAAACUCCUCUCUUUUUGCAGGUAGCCUCUCUGCUUCCCUGAUGCCUUAUCCCUAGGCACACUGCCAAUUAAAUAUGCAAUACAUGUGGGAAAAUCUCCCCCCCCCCAGUCUCUGAAACCACUGUCCUCCAGAGGGCUGGAGACUCACAGAGGCAUCCCCUCAACUCUCCCCACCUAUCCAUCUUCACACUAAGAAUGACAACUAAUAAAUUCUAUUCAUUCAGACCAG
Molecule: messenger RNA, 4648 nt
Organism: Trichosurus vulpecula (common brushtail)
Lineage: Eukaryota; Metazoa; Chordata; Mammalia; Diprotodontia; Phalangeridae
Gene: KCNK3
Product: potassium two pore domain channel subfamily K member 3
Exons: 2
Coding region: 260-1420 (386 amino acids)
Biological process (GO): stabilization of membrane potential; potassium ion transmembrane transport
Cellular component (GO): membrane
Molecular function (GO): open rectifier potassium channel activity; potassium ion leak channel activity
Source: RefSeq, a predicted model, not a curated record